CAUCUGACGGAUCAAAUUUAUAAAAAUAUUCACGUCCGGUAAAAUCGCGUGAAAAUCUAUUUUUCACGCCAUGAAUUGGAUAACUAGUAAAUUAAAUCUACGUUUGUUAGUACUGCUUGGUACACUGCAGCUGGUGUGUAGCUUGUACGAGGACCAGAUAGGCAAAUUCGAUUGGCGACAGCAUUAUGUCGGUAAAGUUAAGUAUGGUGCAUUUGAUCCUAGUUCUUCGGAUCGAAUAAUCGUUGCUACCCAAAGUAAUGUCUUGGCAGCAAUUAGUUCCAAGACCAGCGAGAUUCUAUGGCGUCAAGUGUUGGAGAAAAGUCCCCGAGGAGAUGUAAAGCUAUUAUACGUUCCGUCCCAAGGAAACGGGGUUCAAUCGACUGGAAGCCGCUAUAAUAAAGCUUUUGAUGUGAUAACCGUUACUGGAGUAAGUCCAGCGCUUGUACGAGGUUGGAAUUCUAAUACCGGGGCAUUGGAAUGGGAAUGGUCCCUUUUACCAACAUCGCCGGAGAAGGCCGAAAGCGCUGAGUGGUUCAUUACGGAUAACAUUUUAUACCAUGUUAUCCCAGUAUGGGCAUCGCACAUCGAGGUUACAGAAUAUAUUGCUACAAGUGGUCAGCAGGGGAAGCAGGCUACAACUCGUCUCGAAGCCCCUUGGAUCGCCGAGGGAAACUGCGUACUAACUGCUCCAUAUUUUGCUUGUGUCAAAGGCGAACAAAUUUUAGCAAUGGAUCUAGUAUCCGACAGUGACCAAAUAAUCACAAAAAAUCUAGAGAAAGGCAUGUUAAAUCCACCAAGACGGUUAUUUGGUGACCAAGCAAUUAUUCAAGAUAAUCGAAUUUACUGGGUAACUUCCGAUCGGACAGUCCAAUUGAACCCAGAAGACGCCGUUCUAGUGGACGAUAGCAUCAUCGAAGGUGAGCGAGUUCUACUGCUCGCAUCAGUUAAUAGAGCUCAAAAUACACUGAAAGUUUCUGCAACGAAGCUGAUGGACAACACCCGGUAUGCAGCAAUUGAUUUUACUUCUGAUUAUCCGGAAACCCUGGGAACACCGAACAUAAUGUCGGUCCGUUGUAAAUCAAGCUCCAGUUCUAGUGGCCAGUUAGCUUGUCGGUUGCUUAUUUCCAGCGCGGACGGUGCACUUACUCUGGUACAGUCGGGUAAAGUUAAAUGGAUUCGCGAGGAAGCACUGGCCGAUGUUGAAACGGCAGACUUUUUGGAUCUAACCUUGUCGGAUGCGGAAGGGGCAAUCGAGGAAGAGUUAAACAACAAAAAUGAGGACAACGCUUUAGAAUGGGACGUGUUCGGUGCGUUGCAACGCCGCAUCACCAGUCAAAUAAGCCAUGUGAAAAAUUUGGUUUUGCAUGUCCUUGGCCUUGGUCCUGCGCCGUCUAAAGCUCAAAAGGCUGGUCUAGUCCGAGAUGAUUUCGGACUACAUAAAAUGCUGAUUGUUGUAACCAGCAGUGGUAAAAUGUUUGGCAUUGACAACAUCAGUGGUAAGCAACACUGGGUUCGAUACCUUCCGGAGAUAACCAGUUUCGGCAAUGGGCAAAAUAUGAAACUGUUGGUUCAGAGAACUUCUCGAUUCUAUCCACUGGCAGCACAAUGCGUUAUCCUUGGUAGAGAUAAACGUACUAAAAAUGGAAUAAUCUAUCAGUUCAAUCCAAUCACUGGACAACCCGUAAACGGGGGAAUCAUUCAGUUGCCGUACAAAAUUCAGCAGAUAACUCUUCUGCACGAGACAGGGCCAGACUUUUUGAAAGGUUUGCUUAUUCUGGAUGAGAAAAACGAAGCUCACGUAUUACCGGAAAGUUCUGCCAAGUACGCUAACAACGUCUACAUCUUCAGCGCUGAUCGUGAAACUACCACAAUCAGGGGAUAUUUUAUUGAAUUCCUCUCUGGGAAGCUUAGUACGAUUCCAAUGUGGACCGUAAAUCUCGGGGGAGCAGGAAAGGGACAGAAAAUUAUUGCAAUCGAAGGUAAAAAUCCAAUUGAACAUGUGCACUCACAAGGUCGCGUUUUAGCCGAUCGAUCGGUGAUGUACAAGUACAUCAACCCCAAUCUGGUUGCGGUGGCAACUCAUGGACCAGACAACAUACACAAAUACAUUUUGAACAUUCAUCUUUUGGACGUCGUAUCAGGAUCUAUUGUAUUUUCCAUGUCACACAAACGCGUUCGACCACCGCUGCACAUGGUUCACUCUGAAAACUGGCUCGUAUAUUCCUACUAUAAUGACAAAGUUCGCCGAACAGAGAUCUCAUCCCUUGAACUGUACGAAGGCAAAACCCAAACCAAUAGCACCGCGUGGAGUUCAUUGGAUGCCCCUCCGCUGCCAUUGGUGGAGCGACAAACAUACAUUUUACCAGUAGCCGUCGCUUCAAUGAAAGAAACAAUUACCGAGAAGGGCAUUACAAAUAAACAUGUUCUCAUCGGCCUUAGUACCGGUGCAAUAGCUGAAAUGUCCUGGGCAUUAUUGGAUCCUAGGCGCCCAGUGACAUCACCCGAAAAAGCCCGCGAAGAAGGCAUCAUUCCAUACAUGCCCGAGUUGCCGAUGCCUCACGAGAUAAUCAUCAACUACAACCAGACGAUUGCCAACAUGAAGGGCAUCUACACUGCUCCGUCAGGUCUGGAAAGUUCGUGCCUUGUGUUCGCUCACGGUUUGGACAUAUUCGUUACCAGAGUUGCUCCUUCGAAAACGUUCGAUCUGUUGAAGGAGGAUUUCGAUUACUUUCUAAUCACGGUCGUGCUUGUGCUACUCUCUAGCACGUCUUAUAUUGUGAAGCUCUUCGCCUCGAGGAAAGCUGUCAAGCAAGCGUGGAAAUAAAAAGAUAAUGAUUAUAAUUUAAGAUAUGCGCAUCAGUGAUAUCUCGAAGUCAGUAAAAGGACAUUUACACUUCAAAUUAAGAAUUAUGUUGAAUGUAUCUUUUCAUCCAACUUCGUCACAUUCUCGGAGUUCUCUGCAAGGUGGUUUUGGACUGGGAACAGCAUUUGUUUUUUUUCUUUUUAAAUAAGAGUACAAACAAAACAUCUGGAGAAGCAACAGUUUUGAUUUUUCGAACGAAUAAUAUUGGAUCGAAAAAGAUUACAUAUGUAAAAUUCGUCCGACAAAGCAAUUCGUCGGUUUUGAUGAGCUGAUUCAAAGUCCUGAAACGAAGAAGAUGCUUGAAUUAUACCAAAAAUAUGCGCCCAUA
Messenger RNA from Topomyia yanbarensis, 3191 nucleotides. RefSeq names its product ER membrane protein complex subunit 1-like. Gene Ontology annotation, cellular component: EMC complex. The transcript is spliced from 7 exons. Gene Ontology annotation, molecular function: protein binding. Bases 71 to 2824 code for a protein of 917 amino acids. Gene Ontology annotation, biological process: protein folding in endoplasmic reticulum. NCBI's taxonomy places the organism in Eukaryota, Metazoa, Arthropoda, Insecta, Diptera, Culicidae. The record is from RefSeq and is a predicted model, not a curated record.